This is a messenger RNA of Tigriopus californicus, 1873 nucleotides long. RefSeq lists its product as uncharacterized. The record is from RefSeq and is a predicted model, not a curated record. Lineage: Eukaryota; Metazoa; Arthropoda; Copepoda; Harpacticoida; Harpacticidae. The transcript is spliced from 4 exons. Bases 16 to 1458 code for a protein of 480 amino acids.
AAAAACUACUUGAACAUGGACUUUGAUUCGCAGAAGCAGGCUGCGAAUGAUCAUAAUCAAAUGCUUUUGAAGGCCGACGUUCAAGCAGAAGAAGAAACGUUGGCCAUGGUGAGACAAGUGAGACAAGUGAGACAGGCUGAGGAUGAGUUAUUGGAGAGUGAAGACGAGGAGAGCUCCGAAAAGUAUCUUGUGGAUGACGAAACAUGGCUAGUGAUAGCGAAGCAACGACUUCUCAAUCGAUCCGAAAACACCCAGCCAAUCUCAAGUAGCGCGUCCACAACGUCCGGAAGUCCAAUACAAGCUCGAAUUAACCGGCGCAAGACUAACCAGAUCCAUUUACCAUUGACCUUAGAUCUCUCUUCACCGCUCUCUUUUAGUAGUGCGUGUCCCAUCCCCACCACCACAACCACCACCACCACCAGUGUUUGCUCCCCUGACCUUGACAAUUGUCAAGAUUCGAAGCAAGUGGAGCUCAAUAGCGUUCCCUCUAACUUUGAUAUCACAAUGGAAGACAAGAUGUUAGACUUGAAAGGUCGAGCAAUACAAUUGGCCAAGGACUUGAAGGAAAUUAAAGCUCAUCCAGAGGUCAGCGUACCCUCAGACCUUCUCGAUUUGAUCUCACCCACUUCGUCUGAUCAAGGGUUAGUGGACGAAAUCCUCCAAAGGUCACUAUCCAACACUUCAUCUUGCCAAGAUAUGGACCAGAUUUUGCCACCAAUACAAGCAGAUGUUGUAUCGGAGAAGCGUGCUACACGUGAGAAUGGAGGGGCACACGUGGACAGUAUUUACAGCGUUAAGGAGCCGGAAGACGAAGAAGAAGACGAAGAAGAGGAAGAAGAGGACCCCAAUGAAACUAUCGUGCCAAUUACGGACAGGGCCCUGGAACGACUUGAUUCUCAGGACUCUUUGGAGCGGGUUGAAAGCCUCCAAGACGAUGAGAUCCCACCGGUGGCUCAAAAGGAAGAUGAUUCCAAGGACAUCAAUUUAAGACACCUGAUUAAGGAGUCUUGCCGACGAAACUCUAAAUCACUGGAGCCCACGCUUAGAGAAGUCGAAAAUUAUCCGACGAUAGCACUGGCUUCUCCCCGAUACACCUCGGGUCAGAGUAACUGCGCCGAGAAAAGAAUCUUGGGAGCCACAAGAAUUGACAAGGCUUGCCCCAUGUUCUUGGACUUGAGUGCCGAAGGGGCCAGGAAAUUACGUUUAAAGAAUGCGGGAUUGUUCCGUUGGCACAUGCCUUUCCGUCAUGGAUUAUUUCAUCAACUCAGUGAUAGCGCUGAGGCCAUGAAUAAUCCACUGAUCUUUGCACCCACGGGCAAUUUCUACUCCUAUUUGGAGAGAAGAAAAGUCAUCCCGAAUGUGUAUCAAGGCCCCACCAAGAGGCAAGUGAGCUGCUGCCAACGAGCUUCCAACGAGCUUCCACCGCGCCACGACCACACACUCACGCUUAAGUUCUAAAUCUGGAGGCUGGCUUGGCUGACUUUUUUCGCAUUAUCCCCUUCUUUCUUCUAAAUCAAAGUCAAAUACCAGCCUUUGAGCCCAAUCUAUCGAAGACACGACUCGCCAAUAAAUUUGAGGUUUUUGCCGCUCAUCUGACUGAUCAAACAUAAUUAACGAUUCAAUCAGGUCGGUCUUGAGAAUCGCUUCGACCCCGAUUAGUCGGGAUUUGUUCGCUCUCGUUGAUGGUUCCUUGAAAAUUUCGCCUCUCUUCCCGCCUCAUUAUUUUUGACAAGCAAGCUCGGCGUUCCCACCAUUUUCUUCAUCAUCGUCAAAAUUAUCAUCGACAUCGUCAUGAGCCUUUGGUUUCUCUUGCAUAGUCAAUUGUGCUUGUUUCCUCUACGAGUGACUUGUAUUGAGAACAUGACUCGGUCAG